CCCGCUUACAAAGUUUGCCUUUUACAGCCUCGCAGAUCUAGGGUGUAUUUUAUCACGCAGAGGGCACCGUGCGCCCGACAGAUCAUCAUUUUGGACGCACUGUAACUCAACUCGGGGUGCUGCAGCUGAAACCCAACGUUUCCUCCUCUUCCCAGACGCCGCCUGCAUGCUAAUGGAGGAGCUCGGAAUAGAAUGAGACAGCCAGCUUGACUCUGCGAGCGAGGAGGCGCUUUGUUUUCCUCCAGAUCAAAGCAACGAGUCGUCGCUGGGAAAAUUCCUCAGAUUUCUCCAUAAAGGCGCAUACAGGUGACAAGUGGUCCCAACUUCACCGCACCGCCUGGAAUCGGCGCGUUUUGCCCACAAGGGGUGCGCGGUACUCUUUUAUUUUUAAUUCUAUUUUCAUUUUUAUUUUAUUUUGACGCGAUAUUUCACUGCGCAGGCAGCGCAUCCGCGGCCACGCAUGACGCAUCCGAGCUUUUUUGACCGGGUUUUAAUGAUCUAAUCGGGAUUGUUCCGAUUUGGGUUAGGGAUGGCGCACCGGAGUGUCCCGUUUUCUGACAAGUUUCCGCUGCUGUUUGGUAUGUUCGUCAUGUCCGCCCGGCUUCAUGCGCGCCUCUCCGUGUAGAACCAGGCUCGGAUUCAGAAGUUGGCCGGGAAUAACAAUAAGCGGAGUGCGCAGCGCGGAGGACGAAGAGCAGAAGUGACAGCGGCGUUCACGGGGUGUUGAGCUGCUGAAUUUACUACCAGCAUCAUCAGCUUCUCUCUGCGAGGAAUAAAAACUGAGAGGGGGGCACUGCUGCUGCCCACUCUCUCUUCAUCCACACACUUUUUUGAUUUUCUGCAGUGAAUCCAGGCUUCUGGAAACGCAGCUGCGUAAAACUUGGCCAGAUCUGGUCACAUCGUCGCCUGUGUGCGCAGCCUGGAUGGAAAUGCGGCUCAUGGAGGGAAUUAAACAAUAAUAUAUAUUUAAAAAAGCAAGAGGGGGGUUAUUAUCAGUCCCUCUUCCAUUAUUUCCUCAAAAUGGAUGCCUACGACAGGCUUUGGGGACGCCACUGGAUAAGCCACAGUUGAGCUGAUCUGCUCGGCAUCUGAGAGGCGCUUGCAGGCGUGUGAAGUUUGGAUAAAUCUGAAGCGGCUGAAGGUGUGGGAUGCAGUCUGGAGCCAAGACGCUCUCCGCAGGUGGAGGGGCGUCACUCUGCUGCCUACUUCUCCUCUGGCUUAUCUACUCGCAUCUGCUUAGAGAAGGCCAGUUGGCGGUGGGGACCUGCGAGAUAGUGAUGCUAAACAGAGACAGCAGUGUUCCCAGACGGACAAUCGCCAGGCAGACCGCCCGCUGCGCCUGCCGGAGAGGCCAGAUCGCCGGCACCACCAGGGCGAGGCCAGCUUGUGUAGACGCGCGAAUCGUGCGGAGCCGUCAAUGGUGUGAGAUGACUCCCUGCCUGGAGGGGGAGGUCUGCAGCCUCCUGUUCAACAGAUCCGGCUGGACCUGCACCAGGGGCAGUGGUCGCAUCAAGACCGUCACGCCUUUACCCAAGGAGCCGUCGUAGGACCAAGGGGAAAACAGCAAGGUCACCAACAUCUUUUUUCCCCAAAAGGAUGCGGAGGCCAGUCACCACAUCUGUAUCCAUUCACCAACGGGCCUCACAUCAUUUCCACGACGACUGACCGCCCAGGACAAAAAAAGCUUCUCCGAUCACAACAGCGACACUUGUGAGAACUCUGAGAAGUGUUGGUUAAGCCACUUGAUACACCAUCAGCAUUAAACUUUCACCGGAGAAAAUUCACAUCAUUGAAGAAAAAAAAAAAAACCUACAAGGAACCGUUAUUAGCGGAGCAUUGAAGUACUUGGCCUUUUAAUGUUGUUCAUGUCAUCCGCCACCUGACUUCUAAGGGAAGGAUCCUUGAAGAUCUUUUUAUUUGUUCCUUUGUGGCUGGAGUCGAACUCUGCGAGAGGUUUUUUCACAAGCCAGCCCCUUUAUGUUCAUUACAAUCUCCUCCAUGAAGCUGUAAUAACCCAGCCACGUUUCUUUAAUGACACUUUGCUGCUAAAGAGUUGUGAAUUUACUGAGGCUGAGCCAGACCAUCUCGUCCGUCAGAUUAUAGCCUUUAACACCUUUCUCUCGUUUGACUCGGUGAAACUUUACGAGGCUGAGGAGGACACCGCAGGACCGUCACUGGGAAGCGGUGUGAAAGUCACAGAAGAGACAACAGGAACAAGUUGUCUCUGCCUCCUAAGUGAAAGACGGUUCUAUGUGGACGUUUGGGAUGACUUAGCUUCUAUCUUCUGGUUUUUUUUUUUUGUUUUUGGUGGUGCAAACAUAGACUAGCAGAGUGUUUUUUUUUUUUUGUCAAUGAACCUCACACAUAUUGUCAACACCACCGGGAGCAAUUAGCAGAUGUGGACCCCAGGCUCAUUUUGUGUGUUUUGGAAGAUGGUGCAUGUUUGCAUCUGUCCGCGUGUGUGAUUCACUGUGUGUCUGAGCGUGCGUGUGUGUGUGUGCGAGAGUUCAUCAGGAAACACACUGUGAAAUAAGUCCUAUCCAAUGCAUUAUUCAUACUCUUGUAUAUUUUUGGGACAUGCCCAGACCAGAGCUCGCCAUCUGGCGAAGACAAUUUUACAGAUGUUGGAUAUCGUUCAAAUCCUCGAUUUAACCUUUUGCUUUUUCUCGCUUUCCCUCUCCUUUACUAUUUACGGAUAUUUAUACCGGAGUAACAAAUGACUGAAGGCGGUCAAAGAUUGCAAAAUGUCCCAUAAGUUAAGUCCUGUAGUCAGUCUCUGUUCAUUAAAUGUGUUUCUGAAUCCUGUCGAAAUUUGGAUAUAUUUUGAUAUCGGAUGUUUGGGGCCAGGUCUUUGCGGGAUGUGGCAUUGGCAGAUUUAGAUGAUAGUGUGACUUAUUUUAAAAAUGUAUAUAGAUCCAUAUAUAGCCAACACAUAUAUUUUAUGUUCCCAUUAAAGGGCAGCAGAGUUUCAUGAUUUGAGUGGACACAAAAACAUUCGCACUUCUAACAAUACCCAACCAGAACGUUGUAAAAUGAGUCAACAUUGUGAGGAUACUUUAUUUUACACUUGUGGUUUUAGUAGGAAGACGGGAACAGUCUGCUUUAUUAUGUUGGGGUGUUUCUGUUCAUGUGUCCACUGCAUUAGUUUAAUUUCUUUCUACUGGAAAACAAAACAAAGCAAAACAAACAAACAAAAAAAAAUCUCCUGAAUGUCUCCAUUCACUGUAUGCAUUUGAGGCUAUAAAUAGAGUGUCUGUUUUUUUAAGGUGUUAAGGAUGAACUUGGUGUAUUUGUGUGAAUUGUUUUACACCACUUGAAGCCGGUGGGGUGAGACAGUUUUGUAGGCAGUAAAACUACUCGUUCAAACAUCUGUUUAGGCUUCAGAACUUGGUUUAAGGCGUAACGUGAACAAAGGCUUGCAAGAAAUACAAAAUAGCAAGUGUGUUUGUGAGAGAGUGGCUUCAUGUGUUCUUGUUUUUUUUUUUUUUUCCAGGUCAGCUAUGGUCUGUAUAGUGAGAAAAUACCCAUUGCCACCUUAUCCCGUGGUUUUGAUUUCAUGCUGCCUUUUUAAUCACUCCUUUGGUUUUGAACUCUGUAAAUAAAUUGUUGCUUUGAUUUGA
Messenger RNA from Fundulus heteroclitus (mummichog), 3620 nucleotides. RefSeq names its product TAFA chemokine like family member 5, like (gene tafa5l). The record is from RefSeq and is a predicted model, not a curated record. The transcript is spliced from 5 exons. The coding region runs from base 1149 to 1547 and encodes 132 amino acids. NCBI's taxonomy places the organism in Eukaryota, Metazoa, Chordata, Actinopteri, Cyprinodontiformes, Fundulidae.